Molecule: messenger RNA, 9795 nt
Organism: Homo sapiens (human)
Lineage: Eukaryota; Metazoa; Chordata; Mammalia; Primates; Hominidae
Gene: DENND5B
Product: DENN domain containing 5B
Exons: 24
Coding region: 717-4418 (1233 amino acids)
Biological process (GO): positive regulation of triglyceride transport
Cellular component (GO): membrane
Molecular function (GO): small GTPase binding; guanyl-nucleotide exchange factor activity
Source: RefSeq, a predicted model, not a curated record
AGACGCGGCGGCUCUCAGCUCGCGAGCGCAGCUGCGGCUGCGAGGGCCUCUCAGGCCGACACUCCCCCCGCGCCCCUCCCCCACCCGGCCGGGCUCCGGACCCGCCGCGCGCGAGCCCGCGGCCGCUUCCCCCGCGCCGAGCGAGGAGGCAGGCUGCGGCGGCGAGAGGCGGCUGCGCGGCCAUGGGCGCGCCAGUGUCGCCCUAGGGCGGGCGCACAGACCACAGCCGGAGCGGUGGUGGCAGCCUCCGCAGAAAGCCUUCCCGGGCGGCGGCGGCGGCGGCCCCUGGAGCAGCGCGGCCGGGAUGAGCGGGAGCUGCGCGGCGCCCGGCCCGGGCUCGGGCUCCUCCCCGGCCGCCUGCCGCUUCGCGCACUACUUCGUGCUGUGCGGGAUCGACGCGGACAGCGGGCUGGAGCCUGACGAGCUGGCGGAGAUACGGGGUCAACCUUCAUUCUUCUGCGUAAAGAUAUCCAGUUUUCCCAGCACCAUUGACUGAAGAGACUGUCCUUUCUCCAUUGUAUGUUCUCGGCACCUUUGUCUAAAUUUUGUACCAAUGGCUAGAAGCAGAUCGUCAUGGCAAGAGCCAAGGUGCUGCAAAUACGACUUCAGGCGAAAAUUUUGACCAGAGUCCUUUGAGAAGAACAUUCAAAUCCAAAGUUCUCGCCCACUAUCCUCAGAAUAUAGAAUGGAACCCUUUUGAUCAAGAUGCGGUGAACAUGUUGUGCAUGCCUAAAGGGCUAUCUUUCAGGACACAAACGGACAAUAAAGACCCCCAGUUUCACUCAUUUAUAAUUACCAGGGAAGAUGGUUCUCGCACCUAUGGUUUUGUUCUCACUUUUUAUGAAGAAGUUACAAGUAAGCAAAUCUGCACAGCAAUGCAGACACUUUACCAGAUGCACAACGCUGAGCAUUACAGCAGUGUGUAUGCUUCAUCUUCCUGCAGUAUGGACUCAUUGGCAAGUAGUCUUGAUGAAGGAGAUACAACUUCCCUUUUGAAACUCCAGCGAUACAACUCCUAUGAUAUUAGCAGAGACACCCUGUAUGUUUCAAAAAGUAUAUGCUUGAUCACACCGUUACCAUUCAUGCAGGCCUGCAAGAAAUUCCUUAUCCAGCUUUACAAGGCUGUUACCUCACAGCAGCCACCACCCUUGCCACUUGAAAGCUAUAUCCACAAUAUUCUUUAUGAAGUACCCCUUCCACCUCCAGGGAGGUCACUGAAAUUUUAUGGUGUUUAUGAACCUGUCAUCUGCCAGAGGCCUGGGCCCAGUGAACUCCCCCUCUCUGAUUACCCCCUUCGGGAGGCAUUUGAGCUCCUGGGAUUAGAGAACCUGGUGCAGGUGUUUACCUGUGUUCUUUUAGAGAUGCAAAUCCUUCUCUACUCACAAGAUUAUCAACGCCUGAUGACUGUGGCAGAAGGCAUCACCACACUUUUGUUCCCAUUUCAAUGGCAACAUGUUUAUGUGCCCAUUCUACCUGCUUCUCUGCUACAUUUUCUUGAUGCUCCUGUCCCUUAUCUGAUGGGCCUUCAGUCAAAAGAAGGAACUGACCGUUCUAAACUAGAACUUCCUCAAGAGGCUAAUUUGUGUUUUGUGGACAUUGACAACCAUUUUAUUGAGUUGCCUGAAGAAUUUCCACAGUUCCCCAAUAAAGUGGAUUUUAUCCAAGAACUCUCUGAGGUUCUUGUUCAAUUUGGGAUCCCUCCUGAGGGCAGCCUACAUUGCAGUGAGAGUACCAGCAAACUGAAGAAUAUGGUUCUGAAAGACUUGGUCAAUGACAAAAAGAACGGCAAUGUCUGUACUAAUAACAUCAGCAUGUAUGAGUUACUGAAGGGCAAUGAAACCAUAGCCCGCUUGCAGGCUCUGGCCAAGCGUACUGGUGUGGCUGUGGAAAAAAUGGACCUCUCUGCUUCUCUGGGUGAAAAAGACAAGGAUUUAAAACUGCAUUGUGAAGAGGCAGAACUAAGGGACUACCAGCUCAAUGUACAGCUCCGAGAGGUCUUUGCUAACCGUUUUACACAGAUGUUUGCAGAUUACGAAGCAUUUGUCAUUCAGACUGCCCAGGACAUGGAAUCCUGGCUGACCAACCGGGAACAGAUGCAGAACUUUGACAAAGCUUCCUUUCUGUCUGACCAGCCUGAGCCUUACCUGCCAUUUCUUUCACGCUUCAUUGAAACACAGAUGUUUGCCACCUUUAUUGAUAAUAAAAUUAUGUCUCAGUGGGAAGAGAAAGAUCCUUUGCUUCGGGUCUUUGACACUCGGAUUGAUAAGAUAAGGCUGUAUAAUGUAAGGGCACCCACCUUGCGGACAUCUAUAUAUCAGAAAUGCAGCACUUUAAAAGAAGCAGCCCAAUCAAUUGAGCAGAGACUGAUGAAAAUGGAUCACACUGCAAUCCACCCACAUCUACUUGAUAUGAAAAUUGGUCAAGGCAAAUAUGAGCAGGGGUUCUUUCCAAAGUUACAGUCCGAUGUCUUGGCAACAGGACCAACCAGUAACAAUCGCUGGGUAAGUCGGAGUGCCACUGCACAGCGCAGGAAAGAACGCCUUCGCCAGCAUUCUGAGCAUGUUGGGCUGGACAACGACUUGAGGGAGCCUUCCGGGGAACUUUUGGUCUGUCAGAACUCCAUGGCAUUCUGGGAGUGGGACCAGGGUCCACCUCCUCCUGCACGACUUCCUAAAAAAUCCUUCUCUGAGUGCUGCCUGAAAUAUAUGCAAGAGGCACGAAGUUUAGGAAAAAACCUGAGGCAACCCAAACUGUCAGACCUCUCUCCUGCAGUUAUUGCACAGACCAACUGUAAAUUCGUAGAAGGCUUAUUAAAAGAAUGUAGAAUGAAGACAAAGCGCAUGUUGGUGGAGAAGAUGGGACAUGAAGCGGUGGAACUUGGCCAUGGAGAAGCAAACAUCACCGGCCUGGAGGAGAACACCUUGAUCGCCAGCCUUUGUGACCUGCUGGAGAGGAUAUGGAGCCAUGGCUUGCAGGUCAAGCAGGGGAAGUCGGCUUUGUGGUCACAUUUAAUUCAAUUUCAGGACAGAGAAGAGAAACAAGAGCACCUUGCAGAAUCACCAGUUGCCCUCGGACCAGAAAGAAGAAAAUCUGACUCAGGAGUUAUGUUGCCAACGCUCAGGGUCUCUCUUAUUCAGGACAUGAGGCAUAUUCAAAACAUGAGUGAGAUCAAGACUGAUGUUGGACGAGCUCGGGCGUGGAUAAGACUGUCUCUAGAAAAGAAGCUCUUGUCCCAGCAUCUUAAGCAGUUGCUUUCUAACCAACCACUCACCAAGAAGCUUUAUAAGCGAUAUGCUUUUCUACGUUGCGAAGAAGAAAGAGAGCAGUUUCUUUACCACCUUCUUUCUCUCAAUGCUGUGGACUAUUUCUGCUUCACCAGUGUGUUCACCACUAUCAUGAUUCCGUAUAGGUCAGUGAUCAUCCCAAUCAAAAAGCUGAGCAAUGCAAUAAUCACAUCAAACCCUUGGAUCUGUGUAUCAGGAGAGCUGGGAGACACAGGAGUAAUGCAGAUUCCCAAAAACCUCCUCGAAAUGACCUUUGAGUGCCAGAACUUGGGGAAGCUGACCACUGUUCAGAUUGGUCACGAUAACUCAGGACUGUUAGCCAAAUGGCUAGUGGAUUGUGUCAUGGUCAGAAAUGAAAUCACAGGACAUACAUACAGAUUCCCAUGUGGGCGGUGGCUGGGGAAAGGCAUUGAUGAUGGGAGCCUGGAGAGAAUUCUUAUUGGAGAGUUGAUGACAUCAGCAUCAGAUGAAGAUCUAGUAAAGCAGUGUCGGACUCCACCCCAGCAGAAGUCACCCACCACGGCUAGGAGAUUGAGCAUCACUUCACUGACAGGAAAAAACAACAAACCCAAUGCUGGGCAGAUACAAGAAGGAAUUGGAGAAGCUGUGAACAAUAUUGUGAAACAUUUUCAUAAACCUGAAAAAGAGAGAGGAAGCCUCACCGUGUUGCUGUGUGGAGAAAAUGGCCUGGUUGCAGCCCUUGAGCAAGUUUUCCACCAUGGGUUCAAAUCUGCCCGCAUCUUUCACAAGAAUGUCUUCAUCUGGGACUUCAUAGAGAAAGUGGUUGCUUAUUUUGAAACAACUGACCAGAUUCUAGAUAAUGAAGAUGAUGUCCUUAUUCAGAAAUCAUCCUGCAAAACCUUCUGCCACUACGUAAAUGCUAUUAAUACUGCACCCAGGAACAUUGGGAAGGAUGGCAAAUUCCAGAUUUUAGUUUGCCUUGGAACAAGGGAUCGCCUGCUCCCACAGUGGAUUCCAUUGUUAGCUGAGUGUCCUGCCAUCACUCGAAUGUAUGAAGAGAGCGCUCUCCUGCGAGACCGCAUGACUGUCAACUCCCUUAUCCGAAUUCUGCAGACCAUUCAGGACUUCACCAUAGUCCUAGAAGGAUCACUCAUCAAAGGAGUGGAUGUGUAACCCAACUGGCUAGAAACUCUCAGUCCAAACCUUGCUCCUUCCCCAACUAGGGGACCGAUUUGGACUUGUCUGACAGUAGUGAGUCACUGCAGGGGCAGCCAAACAUAUGCCCCAUUUGGAACAAUCCUCACUCUACAGACAAGGCAAAAUGUUGUAUUGUAGUUCAUUUGAACCUGGAAUUUAGUAUAAAAUAGAGUAUUUUCAUGUGUUAGAUGUGUGUAAAUAUGCUAUCUUCUUUAAGAAAUUAUAUUACUCUAAUAAGAUGCUUUUCUUAGAUUGAAUAUUCCUGUGACUUAAAAUAAGUAGCUUAAAAAUGUUGGGGGUUGGGGGGAAGAGUGGUGCUAGCCAGGAAGAAGCCAGUAAACAUGUAAAUAUAGUGCAACCCAGUCGGGCUUUUUUUUUUCUCCAGGUAUCACAAAGAAACCCAGAAUGCAUUGUUAUGUAGUAGCCAUCCAUCUUGGAGUCUGAUCCUUUGUAUUGUGGAUGCACACAGCUUUACCUACUGUACUGGUAGUCUUCACUUCUAUCUUUUAAGUUACAAACUGUUUUAUAUAUUUGAAUCGCUAGUCACUUUUCCAGUCUUUUGGAAAAAAAUUUCAGUCCGCACAAGAUGAUAUAAUUGGAGUAUUUUAAACACUAGACCCCAGGAGCUUGGCUGAACUGGAAAGAGAACAUACAAAGCUCUGAGAAAUGUGUUCAAUUGUGGGAUUAUAACUUCUUUACACUUCGGAAAGAUUAGCCUAGACUAACUUCAUUCUUGGCAUUUUUAUUCUUGUUAUUUGAGGUACUUUGGGAAGAUGUGAAUUUCAGUGUUAGAUUCAUAGUGAUAAGAACUGCAAACAGCAAUUUGAUUCUGUACUUUUAAUUUGGCCAUCUAAACUGUGCAGUGGUCUACCUCUUAAGGAUAACCAUGAGCCCUGUCUUUGUUAGGGUCUAAUCACCCACCUCUCCAGGGCCCAUCCCCCCUCGGGAAAUGGAAGGAAUGUCUAAGGAGGAGGAGGGCUGUGUGUGGCUUGGAAUGUUUUUGUGAAAGCAUUUGUUGACCAUGAUAAUGCAAAUAACAGAAGGAGAGAGAGAAUGAACCCUUUCUGGGUGUUUCAGGGCAAGCUUUACGUUCCUUUGUAGGAAGGGGAGUAAUAAUGUAAAACAACUGACCCAGAGAAGCUAAAAGCCACUGGCAGCACAGGCUGACAAAAUGGAAGCAAAGCAAGAGGUGGCAACAAUUUUGAAAGACCAAAAGUUGUGAGUAACUUUCCAGUUUGAUAGUUUAUAAAGAAGUUAAGUAAAUGUAGUAUUGGCUAGUUACUGUAAGUCCUCAUCUUCUGGUAGGUCCUGUAACUCUAAUUAGGCAUUUGUACAUUUUUAGCAGCAAAAUUGCCUCAGCAGAGCUCCCAGUUUUAUUCCCAGUUGUGGCUGAAAAGCAAAGCCAUGGCAUCAGUAUCCUUGUGCAAUCGGAGGUUGCUGGGCUUUCACCACCUGUGUUGUUAACCUUAUUUCCUGGAGGAAGAAACAGAUGAAACAAGUGCCUAACUCCCUUUAUCAAACACAGCCAAGGACAGCCUCUUUUAACAUGUGACUUCAUACUUGAGGAAAAGGAGAGUUGACAGCUGUAUUUAAAAACCCAUGGAGCCGGGUGCGGUGGCUCACGCCUAUGAUCCCAGCACUUUGGGAGGCCGAGGCAGGCGGAUCACAAGGUCAGGAGAUUGAGACCCUCCUGGCUAACACCGUGAAACCCCGUCUCUACUAAAAAUACAAAAAAUUAGCCGGGCGUGGUGGCGGGUGCCUGUACAGGAGGCUGAGGCAGGAGAAUGGCGUGAACCCGCGAGGCGGAGCUUGCAGUAAGCUGAGAUCGCGCCACUGCCCUCCAGCCUGGGCAACAGAGCAAGACUCCAUCUCAAAAAAUAAAUAGAUAAAAAUAAAAACCCAUGGAAAUGGUUUAAGAAAAUGGUUCUGGGUACACCAGAAAUUUGUUUGCCUGAAGCUAAAGUGUGUCUACAAUGGUACAGCUCUUCCAGGGACAUGGGAAGUUUAUCGUGGGAGAUAUCCAGAACCUGUUUUACACUGGGCUCCUACUGUGUUUGGUGAUCAGAAACUAUAGAGGGGUCCAACCCAGGAUUUCAUGUUUGUAUCUUCAUAAGGCCAUGCUCCUGACAGGUCUAGGCAACCUGGGGGAUGACUUAGGUUAAUGUGCUAGGAUUGACACACCUCAUCCAGCCUUCUUACUUUGUGGAUGGGAACACUUAAGGAAUAGAGAGAUUAAAUCUUACACUUACCCCACAGCUGGUUACUGACAACACAAGCUCUAGAAUUCAUGUUUGUUUGUUUGUUUUAUUUCACCAGGCUGCAUGAGACUGACCUUCCGGCAUUCUUACUAAUAGUCUUUCUAUUAUACUAUUGGAUCUUUAUUCAUCCACCUAUACAAGUAGGAAAUAAGGAUGAAUAUUCAUUUAGAAGAAUUAAUAUUCAUAUUAACACAUUGCUCUCAGAUUAUUGGGAAUUAACAUCUUGUAAAAACUGGGAGCAGGCCAGGUACGGUGGCUAACGCCUGUAAUCCUGACACUUUGGGAGUCUGAGGCGGGUGGUUCAUCUGAGGUCAGUCGGGAGUUCAAGACCAGACUGGCCAACAUGGUGAAACCCCGUCUCUACUAAAAAAAAAAAAUAGACAAAAAUUAGCGGGGGGGUGGUGGCAGGGCCUGUAAUUCCAGCUACUCAGGAGGCUGAAGCAGGAGAAUCGUUUAAACACAGGAGGUGGAGGUUGCAGUGAGCCGAGAUUGUGCCACUGCACUCCAACCUGGGUGACAAGAGCGAGACUCCGUCUCAAAAAAAAAAAAAGAAAAAAACUGCAGCCAAAGUUGGAUUUGCGGCCUAUGAAUAAAACCAUUACUUUAAAAAGUAAUACCCCCAAAAAAGUUACACCUGAAGUUUCAUCUUCAUGCCUUUGUGUAAUAUUACUAUAAUGGUGAAAUGAUGAUUUAAAAAAAACACAUCAGAACUGACACAUCCUCUUGGAUGAUGGGUCCUUCAGUCACCUUGUGAGCCCAUGUACUUAUUCCGUUGAUACAGCCUGUGCUAUAAACAUGUGGGGCCCUCCUUGUGUGAGCUGCUUGAAUGGCCAGUACCCCCAUUCUUUUGAAUAUUCCCAAUGGCAGUCAAUCUUGGCCUUUAAGAAUAAAUUUAAAUAUUUGGAAAUAGUCCUUAGGAUCCAAGUUUGAUCAAUGAAAAGGAUGCUUAAGCUGAGUUUGGGGUCACAUAAGAAGUGCAGUUAUAAAGAAAUAAGACAUGUUGGGCAUGGCAGUACACACCUGUAGUCCCAGCUGCUUGGGAAGCCAAGGCAGGAGGAUCACUUCAACCCAGGAGUUUGAGUCCAGCCUGGGUAACAUAGGGAAACCCCAUCUCAAAAAAACAAAACAAAGGACUUAGUUUUUAUGUGGCUCAUAAGUGUCUCUAAGUUAUACCAAAAGUUUGAGCACAACAGUAGUAGCAGAAUGCUUAGAAUAAAUGCUUGACUUUUAAGCUGACUUUUGGAAGGACCAUACCCACAUAGAGGCAUCUUUUCUGCUGUGGUAAUUUUUUAAAUUAAUACAUUGCUUUAGGAUUACAUCUCAAAGUAAAUAAAAAAAUCAAUAUUUAAUUUGUUUUUUUCCUGCAAAUAAAUUAAAUGCUGGGACCAUAAUGAUUAUUUUUGCAUAGUAAUAGCUGGUGAAGAAGUUGUUUUAAAAUUAAAUUGCCAAAAGUAUUACCUCUUGAAAAAUUUAUUUUCCCAAAGUUUUUCAUAUGUCAUGAAACCCCUAAUCUUGACCUUUAUGACACAGUGGCAUUACACUGAUGUUGGAAGCAUGUGUGAGAUCUGUGCCCUGGUCGGGAGUCAUAUGCCUUAAAAAUGACUGCGAGUCAGUGUGAAGUAGUAUAAAGUGGAGUCCUACGUGGGAAAAAGCAGGCUACUGAGGACAAAAACCUCCCAACCCUCCCCACCUUGUUUUCCACUGGGAAUGAGAAUUUGAUAUGAGAAACUUCAACCUUGCAGAAGUGUGGAUUUCCCUCUGAAAUUUAAAUGUUUCACACAUUUUUGUACCUUUUGUAACCUUGUGGUAUUUACUUUCACAUGGCUUUUUAAAAAAUUAUUUUAAUGAACUUCUAUCACACUAUAUGAAUGAUAUGGGGGAAAUACUGAACUGCUCAUAUUUCCUUUUUUGGCAAUAAAGCACUGUUAUAUGUAAAUGUAAGUGAAAAAGAGGUUCAAGACUAUACAACAGCUUAUGUGUAGUAUAUGUUGACAUCCCUAAGGUAUUUUGAAACAUGAGGUGACAGACAAGGACCUCAAAUUUCCAGGGAAAUAUUUAUUUCACAACAUUAGGAGUGUAGCUCUUCAUAAUGAAAUAUCUUCUUUCUGCUAAAGAUUACAAUUUUUCAUUUAGGGAACUGUGAAUAUUUUCUGUGAGGUUUACAGAAACUAGUGUAUCCUUUUCACUAUGUUGAAAAGACAAUCUGAACUUUAGCUAUUUAUAUUUCAGUAUUAACACACCUUCACUGAUUGAGAGUCUUGAGCCCUUCUCUACUUUUAUAAAGUGAAUCCUAUUUCCAAGUCAUCCAUGUCUUUUGAAGUCUGUUUCUUAUAUAAGUAUUUAUUACUUUACUGUUUAGCAUAAAUAGGAGACAGAAAAGGAUAAUAAACUACUAGGUCCUUUAUUCCUAUUAAAAUAAAUUUAUAAAUCCCUUGAAUCAACUGAAUUCUAAGCUUUUUGAAGAGGUUGCUGAUGUAGUGUGAUCAAAAGAAUCUAAGGAGAACCUCCUCUCCAAAAUCUGAUUGGAGCUGUUCACCCUCUCAAGGACAAGAUAAAGAUUGACUUCAGAGAUAUAUCACAUCAAGCUAGAGGAAAAAAAAAAAACCUCAAAUAAAAUUUUUCCUCAUUCGAAGGGAUCCAGGGUAUCCUUGGGUUAUGUAGGAGGGAAUCAUAUUUGUUCUAAUUUACCUGAAUGUACUUGUGUGUGAAUCCAAUCUUGAUUCUAAACACCAAAUCUUGUCAACAGUAGAGAAGUAUAGUAAGGAGUUCCUGUUGUCAAUCAAAUGAGGGUGUGAAACAUUUAGAAUGCUCUGUGUUACACUUGAACCAUGUAUAAAUGUAACCUGUGUAUCUUUUUUUUAAUUAGCUUUUCUGAAUUUAAAUUAUAUUGUUUUUCUUUGUAUUGUUAGCAAAAUGCAUCAGAACUGGAUUUUUUUUCUCAUCUGAACAUAAUAUAAAAUUUGAAAGAGUAUUGUGAUAUUAAGCACUUUAACAUACAUAUCAGACAAACUGACGUGGGUUUUUCAGGUUUGGGAGUACAUUUAAAUAUGACUUUUCAUGCUUUGUUCUUUACAAAUAAAACUGUGGGAUUGAUA